Messenger RNA from Gryllus bimaculatus (two-spotted cricket), 1204 nucleotides. The record is from the annotation of a GenBank genome assembly. NCBI's taxonomy places the organism in Eukaryota, Metazoa, Arthropoda, Insecta, Orthoptera, Gryllidae.
AUGAUUAUGAUGAGCAUUAUGAAAGAUGAUGUAAUCAGUAAUGAGAACAAAAAUGGAGUACAUCAUGAGGAAUACAAGGAAAAAUGGAAAAACAGAGAGGAAAUCAAUCACAACUCACUUUCAAGCUGUGCUGAUGAGGAUUUCCAGUGUGUUGAUGGAAGCUGUUUGCCUGCCAGUCAACAGUGUAAUGGCCAUGCUGAUUGUACAGAUAACAGUGAUGAAGAAAACUGUAUGGCAACUAAUGCCUUGACCAGUAACGCAUUAGUACCUUACUCUUCCUGGUACUGUUUUUGCCUGAUUUAUUUCUUAGUUUCAAGGUACAUUAUUAUAUUAAAAUAAGCAGAAAAAAAAACAUUAUGACCAUAACUUAUUGCAUACAAAAACCAAAUAAACAUCAGAACAAUUCAUUCCAAACACUCCAAUUCAUUCCUUUUUUUUUAGCAAAUAUAUCAAUCUCAGAAAAAAUAAUUUAUUUAAAACAAUUAUUUCAAUGGGAAAUCAUUCUCUCACAUAUAAUGAAAUUUAUAGCAAUGGUGAUAUAAAAUCCCAGAAAAAUUACUCUCAUCUUUAAUUAUAAUAAAAAAGUCUGUUAAAUUGCUUCAUUAAGAAUUAAAUCAUGAAGUUCUAAAAUUUUCUCAUAUGAGAUAUAUGGAAAAAAAGUGCAAAUUUCUAUCAGUAUUAGAAAUCCCUGCUGUAAUUUUGUCAACAGCAGGUAUUACAAGUAUUUAUAUUUAGUUUAUUAAGGUGCUGGUUGUGAAAUAAUUUUAUGCAUACACACAUACAAAUAAACGAACAUCAUCAUCAUCAACACCACCUUUGAUUUUGGAACUUCCUGUCCUGAUUUUGGAAUUUCCUGUCCUAGUGAAGAGGUGUCCCAUUUGCAAUGCCCCAAGGGCCACAACUAAAACCAUUAAUAUGGUUGCGGACCAUAUUUUCAUUACUCAGGCGAUCCGCACUUGACUUCCCCAUAUUGAUCUCGGCAGUAUUCCUGGCUGCUCUGAAAUGGGAAAGGGAGCGGGAGGAUGGAACUAUGUGUGAUAUCAGAACAUACCAUGCAUAGUGCGUUAAGACAGAUUGGGAUAAUUUUGAAUUUCUGAAUUUACUAGAAAAAAUUCUUAAAAUUUAAACGUAACCUAAUUUUUCAUUAAAAGGGUGUUGAUCGCGACAGGGCAUGCACUAGGUGCACACACAUUCUCACCUAACA